UCUUACGAAAGCGUCCCUAACAUCGAGGACUAUAGUUUCGCUAGACAUGGCCAGUGUACUGCAACCGUUGAAAGUCCUCAGUGUUGCGUCUUGCACCAGACACACCGCUACGGUCAUAUUUGUCCAUGGACUAGGGGAUUCCGGCCAUGGCUGGAAGCCGGUAGCAGACAUUCUCCAAGGCGAUCCAGGCCUUAGCCACGUCAAAUGGGUGCUUCCUCAUGCACCCACGAGGAGGGUGACAGCCAACAGGGGUAUGGAGAUGCCCGCGUGGUAUGACAUCGUGGCCUUCGGCGCGGAUUCAGACCCUCCUGAAGUUGAAGAAGGCAUGCUCCAGUCGGUAAGAUCACUGGAGCGGCUGAUUGCGAAUGAGGUGUCGGAGGGGAUUGAUCCAUCCCGGAUUGUCUUGGGUGGUUUCAGUCAAGGAGGAACCAUGUCCUUGCUGACUGGGCUUACGAUCGAGAUGAAACUCGGGAGUAUCGUUGUCCUUAGCGGUCGGCUAGCUCUGAAGAGUAAAAUCAAAACUAUGCUGUCGCCUCAUGCAAAGUCAGUGCCUAUUUUCUGGGGCCACGGAACGAGCGACCCUGUUGUCAAGUACCAAUUCGCAACGGAUUCCCUGGAUUUCAUGAAGUCACAGCUGGAAAUCAUCACCAUAGACCGGAAAUUGGCCAGUCCUACCUCUGGGGGUGUGGUGUUUAACCCGUAUCCAGGAAUGGGACAUUCCACCUCCCAACAGGAGCUGGAUGAUCUGCGCGAAUGGUUGAAGCUGGUGUUACCCAAGGAUAGCGCAUGAAUUAUCGUUCAAGAAUUUGUCCAUAAUUCUCUUGCAAGAACAGUGGGAGCGGGAUGAAGGGGGACCGCGUAAUGCCGUCGAAGUCCACCUCCUCAUACAAUAGAGAAAUACGAUGUUCUGCAUGUUUUUCUGGAAGGCAAAGGGACGAAGUCCGG
Messenger RNA from Gloeophyllum trabeum ATCC 11539, 945 nucleotides. RefSeq names its product Phospholipase/carboxylesterase. Lineage: Eukaryota; Fungi; Basidiomycota; Agaricomycetes; Gloeophyllales; Gloeophyllaceae. Gene Ontology annotation, cellular component: cytoplasm. Gene Ontology annotation, molecular function: palmitoyl-(protein) hydrolase activity; carboxylic ester hydrolase activity. Gene Ontology annotation, biological process: protein depalmitoylation. The record is from RefSeq and is a predicted model, not a curated record. The coding region runs from base 47 to 790 and encodes 247 amino acids. The transcript is spliced from 5 exons.